Messenger RNA from Zingiber officinale, 1074 nucleotides. RefSeq lists its product as uncharacterized. The coding region runs from base 215 to 838 and encodes 207 amino acids. The transcript is spliced from 3 exons. Lineage: Eukaryota; Viridiplantae; Streptophyta; Magnoliopsida; Zingiberales; Zingiberaceae. The record is from RefSeq and is a predicted model, not a curated record.
UUCCAGAGAGGGCUCGAAGGACACGCGACAGAUUCCCCCCGUCGCGCUUAUAAUCCAUCAAUGGCGCAGAAGCGCCCCACUCUUGUGGCUUGGAGCAGCGACGGAGGCGUUGAGCAAAGGAGUAGCUUUCCUGUGGGAUCUUGAUUCGGUUGGAUUUCGUUCCGGAAGAUUAGGAGAUCGACGGAGACCCGGUGGCACGGCGCAGUUCUGCCGCAUGAAGACGAAGCGGAAAGACUUGGAUGAGGCGUGCGACGAGUUUAUGGAGUUCUCUCUCUCGUCCCCGGCGAGAAAGAUACGAAGAUUGGAUCCCGAUGAGUUUUCACCGAUCGUGGAAGAGGUUGAAACAGCAUCCGCUACGGAAUUUGAUGACUCAGUUUCUAGUGUCAGCGGCGACGAUUUCCUGCCGAGUUCGGAAUCCUUGCACAAGGAGGACUCGCCUCCGUAUCCUUCCAACGACGAGAGAGCCAUCGUUCUCUACAAGCACGUGGAGUCACCAAUAUUCUUGUCCCCUGGUUCAUCUAAUCUGUCUGUUCGCGUCACCUCGGACUUAAUCCAUGCUCUCAAGAAUCAAGUUUUCAAGCCAGGGAAUCAGAGGUUUCAAGCGAAGGAUGAGGCGGAAGCUGCUAACUCCAGCUCUUUGGCUCUUGUUCCAUGGGCGCCAUCCCAAGCUGCCAUGGCCACGGAGGAAGCUGAAGCUACAUCCAUGGAAGUUGAGGAGGAGGUGAGGCAAGUGACUGGAUAUGGCGCAGGAGGUGAAGGACUCCAGCAGCUGCCUCAGCACUGCAUGAUCACUCAGGUCCUUCCGAACACCUCCAAUCCCAUAAUGUGGUCGUGGUGAGGAAGGAGAAGAGAUCCACAGAGAUGAUCGUCUCAAAUUGCAAUGCCAUUCUAUUUCAAAUUUGCUCUUUGUAUUGCUCUUGUCGCUCAUGAACAAAGGCCUAGCAAUCAGAUUUCAUAGUUAGAUCUGUCAAUUAGAGCUUUAUCGGCCGCCCCCUGUUGGUAGUUGCUGCGCCGCUGACGAUGAAUAAAUAAAUGCUUUUAUAAUUUUUUAAAAAAAAUAUUUUAGAUGUGUAA